Molecule: messenger RNA, 420 nt
Organism: Ricinus communis (castor bean)
Lineage: Eukaryota; Viridiplantae; Streptophyta; Magnoliopsida; Malpighiales; Euphorbiaceae
Exons: 1
Coding region: 1-420 (139 amino acids)
Source: RefSeq, a predicted model, not a curated record
AUGGAUGCUCAGACUAUCAUCUUACAUUUAAAGGAAAUGUUUGAUGAGCAAUCAAUGACUGAAAGGUAUGAGAUCUCAAAGGAAUUAUUCCGAUGCAAGAUGGCCGAAGGUGCAUCUGUGAAUGCACAUGGACUAAAGUUGCUUGGAUAUAUUGAAUAUCUAGGCCAUCUUGGUUUUGUGAUGGACCAUGAAUUAAGAAUAGACUUACUUUUGCAAUCUCUACUUGACAGUUAUUCGCAGUUUGUUAUGAACUUUCAUAUGAAUAAGUACGAUACUGAACUUAUUAAUAUGUUAAAAACUGUGGAAGGCACUAUUAAGAAGCAAAAUGGUGUUGUACUAAUGGUAGAACCUUCUAAGGCUGCUAAGAGUAAGUCUAAGAAGAAAGGGAAAAGAAGGCCUAGAAGCCCAAGAAAGCCUUAA